AUGCUGUGCAGGGUACCUACAGUGACCCAGUGCUGAGAUAGCAGAUCUGCUCUGCCACCUGCAUGUUUAUGGGUGCCACAUAAAGAAAGGAAAAGAAAGUGUCACUUCCCAUCAUGUGGGCCUGUUAACUGCAGAGCUCUAGUCUUCUAGGACAAAUGCCAUACUCUACUGGAUAGCACUUGAUGCAACCCAUGCUGGUCAUAACUGAUCUGAGAAGGACAAGUUGUUGAAAAACGAUAGUUUAGGCCAUCCUGUGCCUGUACAAUUUGCAGCCAGCCUGAUCUACAAAGUUGUAGGGCUAGCAAUGAGGCUCAAUGGGUAGAGACCUGCCACCAAGCCUAGCACAGGACCUACAUGGCUCAAGGAGAGAACUGACCCUUCGAGUCGUCCUCUGUGGGGGUUGAGGUCAGUUGAGACAGACCCAGGUUCACCCCAGUGCUAAAAGAAUCUGCACCAGGAGAAUGAGCAUCAUUUGGCUAUAGUGAUCACAGGGCUGCUUUGACAGCAGAGUUGCUUUCCUAAACCACACAACGGGGUGUGAAGGAGGAGCUGACACUUGUGCAAGGUGGGUGGUACUUGGAGGCCACCUGUCCCCACAGGAAGAGAAAGUGGGGUGCCCCUAUCUGGGGACCACUAGUCCUGUGCCAGAAUGGAGGUCUGCUGGUCCCUGCUGCUCCUGCUGACCCUGAAAACACUGUGGGCAGCAGGCAACAGAUUUGAGACCCAGAUCAUUGGGGGUCAAGAGGCAGUUCCGCACUCCCGCCCAUACAUGGCCUCUCUACAGAAAGACAAAUCCCAUGUGUGUGGGGGAGUCCUCGUGCAUCGGAAGUGGGUGUUGACGGCUGCCCACUGCCUGUCUGAGCCGCUACAGAAGCUGAAGCUGGUGCUCGGCCUGCACAACCUCCAUGAUCCCCAAGAUCCUGGCCUCACCUUUUAUAUCCGGGAAGCCAUUAAACACCCUGGCUACAACCGCAAAUAUGAGAACGACCUGGCGCUGCUUAAGCUGGAUGGGCGGGUGCAGCCCAGCAAGAAGGUCAAACCACUGGCUCUACCAAGAAAGCCCCGAUCCAGGCCGGCAGAAGGCACCCGGUGCAGCACAGCUGGCUGGGGUAUCACCAGCCAGGGUGGGCCCCUGGCCAGGGCGCUGCAGGAGUUGGAUCUGCGUGUGCUGAACACCCGAAUGUGUAACAACAGCCGCUUCUGGAAUGGUGCCCUCGUGGACAGCAUGCUGUGCUUAAAAGCUGGGACCAAGAGCCAAGCCCCCUGCAAGGGUGACUCUGGAGGGCCCCUGGUGUGUAGCAAAGGCCAGGUGGAUGGAAUCUUGUCUUUCAGCUCCAAAAACUGCACAAAUAUCUUCAAGCCACCGGUGGCCACUGCUGUAGCUCCCUACAGCUCCUGGAUCAGGAAGGUCAUUGGUCGCUGGUCACCCCAGCCUCUGACCUGAUGUCUCAGAUGAUCUGGGACACCAUUCUUGAUGACUGGGGCUGGGAAGGGACUAGGUGUGCCUCUGGGGACCAAUAAAUCUUGAUAUAUCUGUUGAGUCUA
This is a messenger RNA of Mastomys coucha (southern multimammate mouse), 1545 nucleotides long. It is a transcript of the gene Gzmm, whose product is annotated as granzyme M. Gene Ontology annotation, biological process: proteolysis. NCBI's taxonomy places the organism in Eukaryota, Metazoa, Chordata, Mammalia, Rodentia, Muridae. Gene Ontology annotation, molecular function: serine-type endopeptidase activity. The record is from RefSeq and is a predicted model, not a curated record. The coding region runs from base 650 to 1444 and encodes 264 amino acids. The transcript is spliced from 5 exons.